Fusarium coffeatum is the source of this 396-nucleotide messenger RNA. RefSeq lists its product as uncharacterized. The coding region runs from base 1 to 396 and encodes 131 amino acids. Lineage: Eukaryota; Fungi; Ascomycota; Sordariomycetes; Hypocreales; Nectriaceae. The record is from RefSeq and is a predicted model, not a curated record. The transcript is spliced from 3 exons. Gene Ontology annotation, molecular function: RNA nuclease activity; RNA binding.
AUGCUCUUCUUCCAGUCCAUCGCCUCUCUGGCCGCCCUUGUCAGCGUCGCUGUCGCCAGCCCCAUUGAGGGUCGCCAAUCUGCCACCCGAUGUGGUAGCACCAGCUACUCUGCUGCUCAGGUCCGAGCUGCUGCCAACGCUGCUUGCCAGUACUACCAAGCCGAUGAUACCGCGGGUAGCUCUACCUACCCUCACACCUACAACAACCGCGAGGGCUUUGACUUUCUUGUGAACGGUCCCUACCAGGAGUUCCCCAUCCGAACCAGCGGUGUCUACACUGGCGGUUCUCCUGGUGCUGAUCGCAUUGUCAUCAACACCAACUGCCAGUAUGCUGGUGCCAUUACCCACACUGGAGCUUCUGGCAACAACUUCGUUGGCUGCACUGGUACCAACUAA